UUUAUAUCUAUACAUUUAAGCUGGCAGGUUGCUCAACAAUGAUAUUUGUUACCCUCUUGUUUUGAUCAUCCAAAGCCUGUUUUGGAGUUCAGAGAAAUGGAGAUAGAAGCAGCCACUGCUAAAGAAAAGGAUGUUGCUGAGUGUGGAGAAACGAUGGAAGUUUCAGAAAAGAGAGGAAUGUACCUUGUGUGGGAAGAUUUAACUGUUGUGGUUCCAAAUUUCGGAGAUGGACACACUAAGAGAUUGCUUAACGGGCUGAGUGGAUAUGCUGAACCUAACAAAAUCAUGGCUAUCAUGGGUCCUUCUGGCUCUGGAAAAUCAACUCUUCUUGACGCUUUAGCAGGAAGACUCUCCAGAAACGUUAUCAUGUCUGGAAAUGUGUUUCUAAAUGGAAAGAAGAGGAGAUUGGACUAUGGCGGUGCUGCUUACGUGACCCAAGAAGAGACAAUGCUGGGAACUCUGACAGUGAGAGAGACAAUAUAUUACUCAGCGAAUCUAAGGCUUCCAGGGAGCAUGAGAAGAGAAGAGGUGAAUGAGAUAAUAGAAGGAACGAUUAUGGAAAUGGGUCUUCAAGAAUGUGCAGAUCGGAUAAUAGGGAAUUGGCAUUUGAGAGGUAUAAGCGGUGGAGAAAAGAGAAGACUGAGCAUUGCUCUUGAAAUCCUCACAAGGCCAACUCUCUUGUUCCUUGAUGAACCCACCACUGGUCUUGACAGUGCUUCAGCAUAUUUUGUUGCUCAAACUCUCAGAAAUUUGGCUCAUGAUGCAAAGACUGUUAUCUCUUCUAUACACCAACCAAGUAGUGAGGUUUUUGCACUCUUUGAUCAUCUCUUUCUUCUCUCUGGGGGUCAAACAAUAUACUUUGGACCUGCACAAAAGGCAACUCAGUUCUUUGCCAAAGCUGGAUUCCCAUGUCCAAGUAGAAGAAACCCUUCUGAUCAUUUCCUUCGUUGUAUCAAUUCAGACUUCGACGCUGUCACAACCAAAAUCAGGGCCUCCCAAACAAGACAAGAAGAAGUAUCGUUAUCAACUGCAGAAAUCAAAGCAACACUCAUAGAAAAAUACCGAUGGUCUGAGUAUGCAACCGCUUCAAGAGAAAGAAUCAAGGAAAUAUCAAACAUAGAAGGACAUGAUUUUGAAAGUGAAAGGAAAUGUGAAUCCAGAUGGUGGAAGGAACUAUCAGUGCUGACUCGGAGAUCUUUCGUGAACAUGUCGAGAGAUUUAGGAUACUACUGGAUAAGGAUAACCACCUAUAUCGCCUUAUCUUUGUGCGUUGGAAUAAUCUUCUAUGAUGUUGGAACGAGUUACAGAGCCAUUUUUGCGAGAGGAUCAUGUGCUGGUUUUAUCUCAGGUUUCAUGACGUUCAUGUCCAUUGGGAGCUUCCCUUCUUUCUUAGAAGAAAUGAAGGUCUUCUACAAAGAAAGAAUGGGUGGUUAUUAUGGCGUUGGAGUCUACAUUCUCUCAAAUUUUCUAUCUUCCUUUCCGUUUUUGGCAGUGAUGUCCACUGCUACGGGGGCUAUAAGCUAUUAUAUGGUUAAGGCUAGUUCAGAAUUUUCACACUUUUUGUAUAUCACUCUUGAUCUUCUGGGCUGCAUUGCGGUUGUGGAGAGCUCCAUGAUGGUUAUAGCUUCACUGGUUCCCAACUUCCUCAUGGGAUUGACGAUUGGAGCGGGAUAUAUUUGUAUAUUUGUGCAGGGUCUUAUGAUGAUGACUUCUGGCUUUUUCCGUCCGCUCCCUGAUAUUCCCAAAUUCUUCUGGCGUUACCCAAUAUCAUACAUCAAUUACGGCGCAUGGGGAUUACAGGGGGCUUUCAAGAAUGACUUGAUUGGAAUGGAGUUUGAUCCCUUAGAACCUGGUGACCCGAAACUGAAAGGAGAAUUUAUCCUCAAAACCAUGCUUGGAGUUCGAGUUGAUAAUUCAAAGUGGUGGGACAUAGCUGCAAUCAUGAUCAUCCUCAUAUUGCUUAGAGUUCUUUUCUUUUUCAUUCUCAAAUUCAAGGAGAGAGCUGCACCUUUUCUUUAUAGCAUCUACGCCAGGCAAACUCUGCAACGUAUAAAGAAGCGACCUUCGUUCAGGAAAGGACCAUCUUUCCCUUCCAAACGCCACCAAUCACUGCAUCCCUUGUCUCCUCAAGAGGAUCUCAACUCGCUCAUUCAUUAGAACCAUCAUUUGCUGAUACAAAUAUGUAAGAGUAAUAACUUAGUUGCUAUUAUUUCUUUAGAAAUACUUAUUAACUGUCAUUGUAAAUAAAGCAUAUAGAUGGUGUUCUUAUAUUUUUUUUUUUUCAAUUAAUCAAUUCGAUGAGUUAUUUUUAUGGGCUUGUAUAACUUUAGAGUAAAAACGGAAUUAAACGAAGCUGUCUCGUAUUCUUUUGAGUUUUCUUCAUAUCAAAUGAAUUAUCAAAGCUCUCUUAUAAAGAAAGCAAAGAUUCCUCUGCAACAGAAAAGAAGGCGAGAAGGAAGAUGUUUGGGAGCAACGAACCAAACAAGACAACAUUCACAAACAAUAAAUCAAACAAGACAACAAGGAAGUUUAAAUUGAAUAAUGUUUUUUUAAGUAGGAUAUUAAGUGUAUUACUAUAAAUUGAAUUGUUAGAAGGUGUUUAAAAAAUAGUUGAUGCAUAUGGGUUUAUAAUGUAAGUAUAAAACUAGUGGCACAUUAGAACAUUACAAAGUAAGGCUAGUUGCUAAAUAAUAUACCCAACCUUAUAGUGUUGAUUAUGAGAAGACAUUUGCUCCAAUGAGAAAGAGAAAUAUUCUUAGAAUCAACCUCUCAUUAGCAAUUUUAAAUUGCAACAAUGUUUUCCUCCAUAGACAAUUAGAAAAAGAAGUCUAAAUGGAAUUUCUCCAGGUUUUAAACCCAUUGAAGAAGGAAAUAAAGUAUGCAUGUUGAAGAAAGUUUAAAUGAACUCACGUAGUCACCCCAUACUUGGUUCUCCAAAAGGUAAACUUACUCUAUUCUUAGUUUAUGUUGAUGAUAUGAUUCU
Molecule: messenger RNA, 2983 nt
Organism: Vigna radiata var. radiata (mung bean)
Lineage: Eukaryota; Viridiplantae; Streptophyta; Magnoliopsida; Fabales; Fabaceae
Product: ABC transporter G family member 15
Exons: 9
Coding region: 97-2157 (686 amino acids)
Cellular component (GO): membrane
Molecular function (GO): ATP hydrolysis activity; ABC-type transporter activity; ATP binding
Source: RefSeq, a predicted model, not a curated record